UCAUUGCAUCCUCAAAUGCCACCGUUAAUUGGAAGGUAACUGCGGAGUCCACGCUUUAUCACCAUUUGGCCUAAUAUAAACAGAAUGAACUCAGACUCGUGCUUAAAAGCUUCCGAGUGAUGAAUUGUCCAAUGUUAUGCUAAGACCCAAUUAGCCUUUAUUCUAUUUAAAUCCGAUGGGGGACUUAACAUUCACAGAGGUCCACAAAGCACUAGUAGUAUUUUUCUUUCUAUAAAUACCAACUGAUAAUUAGUGCCACACCGGGGAAAAAAAAAAAAAAACAAUGGCACGCUCUAAGGCAGCCGCAGCCCUUCUCAUUUUAUUGAACCUUAUCUUCAUCUCCUUCUUCAGCAAUGUCUCCUCCAAUGGAGUCCCGUGUCCUCCCUCGGCCCCGAAACCGGCGGAAAAAUGCCCGAAAGAUACUCUGAAGUUUGGUGUUUGUGGUGAGUGGCUGGGACUGGUGACUGAAGUAAUCGGGGCCAAACCCAGCCCCAAAUGCUGUGCAUUGGUGGAAGGCUUGGCUGAGCUCGAGGCUGCACUGUGUUUGUGCACUGCAAUUAAGGCCAAUGUGUUGGGUGCUGUCAAUGUUGAAGUUCCCAUUGCCCUGAGUCUGGUCGUCAAUGGGUGUGGAAAGAAGGUUCCAGAAGGCUUUGUAUGUGCUUAGGAAUGGGUGUGCGAGCGUGCGCACGCACUUUGUGUUUGUACUUUGUUCAUGUGUUGGUGAAUGACAGGAUUGUAGUCUUGAUGUGUGGUCAAAGGGGAAAAGCAAGAUUGAGGGUGCUCCUUAAUCACUUUCCGAUGUACUAAAAUGAUAGUAAUUGUGAGUGAUUAUGUAAGUUUUGAAUAAUCAGGUAUUCAGGCUAA
Messenger RNA from Rhododendron vialii, 864 nucleotides. Its product is annotated as putative lipid-binding protein At4g00165. Lineage: Eukaryota; Viridiplantae; Streptophyta; Magnoliopsida; Ericales; Ericaceae. The transcript has a single exon. The record is from RefSeq and is a predicted model, not a curated record. Bases 284 to 664 code for a protein of 126 amino acids.